UUCUCUCAUACUCUAUAAAUUCUUCAUCCUGUUACCCUUCUUUUGGACUUGGUCUAUCUCUCUCAUUCUCUUCUUCUUCUCUUCCCAUAUCCCUAUAUCCUCGUUCCCCUCACAGACUGAUAAAUAAGUAGAAUUCACUUUUGUUCUCGCAGUUAGCUCAUGAAAAAUGCCUGGUUGGUGGGGGAGAAAAUCCGCCAAGAAGAUCACGAACGACCCACAGCUCAAUUCCCCCAAAUCUCCGAGUAGCGUCAAGAAUGAAAGGAUUGACAGAAGCGAUAGACCAAGGAGCCUCGGUGAGGUAUCAGGAAUGGUGGACGCGAGGAAUUCACCCAGAACCAGCAGAGAUUUUUCUAGCGCCCGAGGUUCUUCGGGUUCUGCUUCUGCUUUUAUGGACAAAGGGCUUCCGCUGCCGCAGCCGUCCGUGUCUUCUUUUGGAAAUGAUCUUGGGUUAGGGUUCGGGUUCGGAUCCGGGUCUGACUCAGGAUCGAGUGUUAGCUCUUCUGCUUCAUGUGAUGAUCAUAACCGCAUCGAUCGUGUUCAAUUCACCUCUUUAAGAGGAGUUGGAGAUAACAAGCAGAGUCCAGUUUCACAAAGCCCUGUCCGUUCAAGAGCUCCUACAACUAAUUCUUCACCUCGACACCCCCAUUGUGGAGGUGCUAAUUUGGAUUCUCCAACAGGAAGGAUGGAUGAAUGGAAGAGUGAAUGCCAUCGGUUGCCUCUUCCACCUGCCUCUCCCACUCUUAUACCAGGUUCUCCAACCAGCCCCUCUUCUGCUUUGUCAAAUCCAAGAACUUUUUUUGCUGAAGGUUCAAAUGGUAAUUUGUCAAAAUGGAAGAAAGGAAGGCUUUUGGGAAGAGGCACAUUUGGCCAUGUUUAUCUUGGAUUCAACAGUGAGAAUGGGCAAAUGUGUGCAAUAAAAGAAGUCCGAGUUGCUGCAGAUGAUCAGACAUCCAAAGAAUGCCUCAAGCAAUUGAACCAGGAGAUCACUUUGCUCAGUCAAUUUUUGCAUCCAAGCAUUGUUCAAUACUAUGGAAGUGAACUGGGUGAAGAAACACUCUCAGUUUACUUGGAGUAUGUCUCUGGGGGUUCCAUCCAUAAAUUGUUGCAAGAAUAUGGGCCAUUUAAGGAGGCUGUUAUCCAAAAUUAUGUUAGGCAAAUUCUAUCUGGCCUUGCCUACUUGCAUGCAAGAAAUACUGUGCAUAGGGAUAUUAAAGGAGCAAAUAUAUUAGUAGAUCCCAAUGGUGAAAUCAAGCUUGCAGAUUUUGGCAUGGCAAAACAUAUUACUUCGUGUUCUUCAAUGCUAUCUUUCAAAGGAAGUCCCUAUUGGAUGGCACCCGAGGUGGUGAUGAAUACAAAUGGCUAUAACCUUGCAGUAGAUAUAUGGAGUUUGGGCUGUACAAUUCUUGAAAUGGCAACAUCAAAGCCGCCUUGGAGUCAGUAUGAAGGGGUUGCUGCAAUAUUUAAGAUUGGAAACAGCAAAGAUAUGCCUGCGAUUCCUGAUCACCUGUCCAGUGAAGCAAAAAGUUUUAUAAGGCUAUGCUUGCAGCGAGAGCCAUCAGCACGACCCACAGCAUCACAACUUCUGGAUCACCCUUUCAUUAAAGACCAAAACACAUCAAAAGUUGCCCAUCGUAAUGUAAUCAAUGAAGUACAACCUCGGAGCUUUGAUGGGAGCUGUACACCGCCGGCGGCCCUGGAGCUGCUGCAUCCUAGCCAAAGAAAUUUUGCUUCUCUUGAUGGAGACUACGCAGUGAACCACAUGGUAAAUGUGUUUAGACCCAUGAUUAGUUCAAGAGACAAUGCAAAAACCAUUACGUCUUCAUUGCCUGUAUCACCAUGUUCAAGUCCUCUAAGACGACAUAGUGAAGAAGCACGCAGGAGCUGUUAUCUUUCUCCUCCAAACCCAUCAUCUUAUCAUCCUUUCGCCACCACCCAAUUUGGAAACAACCAUCCCGACUACUCCUCAACCUUUGCAGCAAGAGUCAACACAAGGAACACACUGGAUCCAUGGCUUGAUAUUCCUCAAUAUAGAACACAAACACCUGGUAGAUCUUCAACAAGAACAAUGCCCAUUCUCUAGUUAGGAAAACUUUCCAUCCUCUGAUCCAACCAAGAUUGCCACUACAGUUUGAAGCGCAACGAAUCAACUGCAAUGUUGCAUUCGAUUCAGGGUACUUCUAACUAACUACUGCUGUGUUUUCCCCUCUUGUUUGUUGGUGAGUGGGCAAUUUUGGAUGAUCAGAUCAGUCUUCUUCAGUUGCAGCAAUUCACCAUCCCACUGGCUACUAUCUUGGGUAUAUAUUAUAUAAUAAUUGUAUUGUGUAUGUAAAUUAUACUUUUUCUUCUCUGAAAUGUAAAUGAAAGAUGACACCUCUAUAUUAUAUUAUUAUUAUAUAUAGACUUGAAAGGAAGGUCCUAUAUCUCCUUGAUCUUUAA
This is a messenger RNA of Ipomoea nil (Japanese morning glory), 2436 nucleotides long. Its product is annotated as mitogen-activated protein kinase kinase kinase YODA-like. Gene Ontology annotation, molecular function: protein kinase activity; ATP binding. The transcript is spliced from 11 exons. Gene Ontology annotation, biological process: protein phosphorylation. NCBI's taxonomy places the organism in Eukaryota, Viridiplantae, Streptophyta, Magnoliopsida, Solanales, Convolvulaceae. The record is from RefSeq and is a predicted model, not a curated record. The coding region runs from base 167 to 2080 and encodes 637 amino acids.